This is a messenger RNA of Trypanosoma grayi, 383 nucleotides long. RefSeq lists its product as hypothetical. The record is from RefSeq and is a predicted model, not a curated record. NCBI's taxonomy places the organism in Eukaryota, Euglenozoa, Kinetoplastea, Trypanosomatida, Trypanosomatidae. The annotation marks the transcript as partial. The transcript has a single exon.
AUGGAGGAAAAAGACGGCAGCGAUCGGUGUCGGCGAAAGGAAGAGCUGGCUGUUGCUGCACACUUGCGCGAAGACCUCUGCCACCAACGGGAAGAGAACAAACACUUGGUGGAGUUAAUGACUUCGUCUCUGUACGACAAAACUGUUGUCUUUGCGCUUGCAAACUCCUACGAAGAUGAGCUGGAAAGACUGCGUGCGCAGAUUGUAAUGAUGAAGGACAAUUACAUUGCCAAUCAAAUAUCAGACGCGUGGCUAAAGAAUGAGUUGGAUCAAAUGGAACGAUCGGUUCCAUCCCUUUCGCAUAGCGUCGAUAAGGCAAGUAAUCCUCUCGGUGCCGCUGCUUUCAGUGUGGCUGAUACUAUAGGUUUGGAUGGAACUGCAUG